CACCCCUCUUUUGAUGCAGCCCAGGACAUAGUUGGCCUUCAGGGCUGCAAGAACAUGCUGCUGGCUCACAUCCAUCUUUUUAUCCACUAGGGCUCUCAAGUCCACCUCUGCAGGACUGCUCUCAAUGAAUUCUUCUCCCAGUCUGUAUACAUACCUGGGAUUGCCCCAAUGCAUAUCUGGGGUUGCCACGUCUCAGUUUACUUCACAGAAGGCCAGAUUGCUCAACUUAUUUUCUGUGACAAACUAGGAUGUGAUCGAGAAAUACAUGAUAAUGUGAUGGCUUUCUUCAGAAGUGCAUGAAGACUACUUGUAUUUUUGCUACUGAAUCCUGAGUUAUGGAGUGUUACAGUAUAUAAUUGCUAACUUUUAAAAAGAGGGUUCUUAGAACAAGUAAUUCUGUGCAACAUGAUGUUAUAUAGAAAGCUAUUUAAAAAAAAUAAAUGAGCAAACAAACAAAAAAACCCCAACAAACCUACCAUAAAAGCUGAGUUAAGUUUCAGUGGUCCUAAUAGUGAAACCAGUGUAAGCCAAGAAUUUUCUGUGGUGUAUCGAUGGGCACAGGGAAAUGUCUGUCACAGAACGGUGUUACUUUAUGAAACAGUAGUGAGAAGUAAUUCUUAAAUAAGUAUGUUACUCCCACAGGGGUAAUUUGCUUCAGGAAGCCUAUGUUAUUACCUGCUAUAGUUUCUGGGAGUUGAUUUUUCUCCCUGAAGAGGGGACCUGUGAUGUCUGUGGUACAUCGGCUGACAGCAGGGUGGCUCCUGGACCAUCUGUCUUUCAUCAACCAGUGUGGCUAUGAGAUCUGUGAUUCCUUUGCAUACACUGGUGAUGUCACUGCCAGUACUUCUGGCAGUUCUACUAACGAUCAUCCUACCUCUACAUUUGCUACCACCUCUUCAAGUGAUAGUCCCAGUGAUGCUGUAGAAACAGAAGGUAAAACAGCAAGAACACGAUAUGUAUUUCGGGAAGAGUUCUUUCACAUUUCCAAGGCCCGUAUAGCUGCAGCUCCUGAGGAACAGCUGUUGCAGGGAAGCCUUGAGUUGAGUUUCACAGAAAUGAAGGCCAGCACCAGAGCAGAAGAACACCGAGAAGGAACCAAGUGUGGUGUCAAGGAUUCUGUUUCUGUUGCUAAGAAGAAGCGUAAAAGAAAAUGUGUGUUCAACCAAGGUGAACUGGAUGCUUUAGAAUACCAUACUAAGAUCAGAAAAUUCAUUUGGGAAGGCACUUUGCAUUUAGUCCAAGAGGGACUCAAAAGUGGUUUUCUUCAUCGUGCUGCUGCAGCACCCAGUUGUGGGAAGAAUGUUGUUCCUGGACGCGUUGACUGUGGGUUGGCUGAAUUAUGUGAAAUGGCAAAGCAAUUUCCAGCUAUAAAUGAUGGUGAUCAUCAAGCUGUGAAUGUGCUAGGUGAUGAAACCACCACUCCAGAGCGUGACCUGCUUUCAUGUGUUACAGAGAACAACUCAAACUGUGCAAAGAUAGUUGUAUUAAUGGGACAGAAGUACUUGGUGCCACCGAAGAGCAGUUUCCUUUUAUCUGAUAUUUCAUGUUUACAACCCCUGCUGAACUACAAGAAAAAAUACGAUGUAAUUGUGAUCGAUCCACCAUGGGAGAACAAAUCUGUUAAAAGGAGUAACAGAUACAGCUACUUGUCUUCGUGGCAAAUCAAGCAGAUUCCUGUAUCAGCACUAGCUGCUCCAGAUUGUCUUGUUGUCACAUGGGUGACUAACAGACAGAAGCACUUACGUUUUGUUAAGGAUGAACUUUAUCCACAUUGGUCUGUGAAAACACUUGCUGAGUGGCACUGGGUAAAAAUUACUAGAUACGGAGAAUUUGUAUUGCCUUUGGAUUCUUUCCACAAAAAGCCCUAUGAAGUUCUUAUACUGGGGAGAGUUCAAGGAAACAUAAAGGAAGCCCUAAGGAAAUCUGAAGAUGUUCUUCCAGUUCCAGAACAUAAGUUAAUUGUCAGCAUACCCUGCAGUCUACAUUCACAUAAGCCCCCCCUCACUGCGGUUCUGGCAGAGUUUAUCAAGCCAGAUGUGGAGUGCUUGGAGCUGUUUGCUCGCAACCUGCAGCCUGGCUGGACCAGCUGGGGAAAUGAGGUUCUGAAGUUUCAGCACAUUGACUAUUUCACUCUUCUGCAGAAUGAAAACUAACUUUGUUCUUGUAGCUUAAUUCUGAAAUUCAUCCUUCUUAGCAAGCUCUGGAGCUUGCUUCUGGUUGGUGCACUCAGAAAUGAAACCAACUGCACUUCAGUUGCAAUUCUUGCAGUGACAGAAUAUCUGUUUGAUAGCAUCUGUAUCUAUACAAGCUGCUCCUCUUCUUUGAAGAUCUUGGAAUAGUUAAAGACUCAUGUUAGCGGGCAAGUACAUCCCUGUUUCUUUUUUUUUUCCUUUUUUUUUAAAAAAAAAACUUCAGGAAAAGAAAGAUAUUCUCAUUAAGGCUAUCAUAAAUGUAAGCAUCAUAAGUACUCCAUAACACUUAUAAUGAGUUAUUUUUACAGUGAUCAUGUAUUAUUUUUAAAGACAGGCAAGCAAACUAAUAGGUUCACAUUACAAAUAUUUCCUGAAAGACGAUUGGUCUUUGCAAAACAGUGGAUUUGAAACUGAAAUAAUUAUGAAGACAGUGUUUUCUCCUGCAUAUUUGCAUCUGCCUGUCUACCUUGUAAGUCUGUGAGUUGUAAAUGGACACAUUCUUCUAAAACAUUCAACAAUUACAUCUUUCUGUGGAUAGUGUUAAUUCUCAGAAUGCGCUGUAAAUGAUAAAGUCUCAACCAUCUCACAAUUUCUAGAUACUAAGCUGUUAGAUUUAACUAAACUAACUGAAAUGACUUAACUGAAAUUUUAACAAAAUUUAAGUAUGUUAUAAAUUUUCUCUUCUUACAUUCUUGAAAGAGUAAAAAGUGCAUUAUAUUUUUCAGCUUAACUAAAGAUCAUAUUUCCUUAGUAAUAGUGUAUUUUUGUGUCCUUUGCUGCACAUUAACUUGCUUUGAAAAGGAAAAAUUAAAAAGUAGAGCUUCAUUAAGUCUCUUUCCUCAUUUGUGGCUGGACAGGCAGAGCAGCUGGACAAUCUGCUUUUCCUGACAGCAAACUCCUGUGUUCUGUUUAUAAUGGGGAGCAAAAUGCACUACACCCUUCUUUUUGUAUUUUUACGUUUAUUACACUUUUUGUAAUCUUUGCUGUUAUGGUUUUAAAUUUAAACUUCAAAU
Molecule: messenger RNA, 3205 nt
Organism: Centrocercus urophasianus (Greater sage-grouse)
Lineage: Eukaryota; Metazoa; Chordata; Aves; Galliformes; Phasianidae
Gene: METTL4
Product: methyltransferase 4, N6-adenosine
Exons: 8
Coding region: 726-2153 (475 amino acids)
Cellular component (GO): nucleus; RNA N6-methyladenosine methyltransferase complex; cytosol
Molecular function (GO): RNA methyltransferase activity; site-specific DNA-methyltransferase (adenine-specific) activity; nucleic acid binding
Source: RefSeq, a predicted model, not a curated record